This is a messenger RNA of Pollicipes pollicipes, 1559 nucleotides long. Its product is annotated as protein ZNRD2. The record is from RefSeq and is a predicted model, not a curated record. Lineage: Eukaryota; Metazoa; Arthropoda; Thecostraca; Pollicipedomorpha; Pollicipedidae. The transcript has 4 exons. The coding region runs from base 633 to 1241 and encodes 202 amino acids.
UCUUAAAAAUGGCAGUUGAUUUACAGUGCUAUUUUGCAGAGUGAGAUACAAAUGUUGGCAAUGACAGUCUGUAACCUUGGGGAUCUGUAAGACAGUCUGCAAUAAAUCCACUCACUGAAGGGGCAUUUAAUUGGAACGAGUAAGCUGAGCCUCAUGCCUGCAUGCGCCAAAGCCAGGGCAAGUAGAGUUGUGCUGAAUUUUCCAAUUAAUUUUACACAGAAAAUGUUUUGGUAGCAUUUUUGCCAGAAAUUAUCUUUAUAACACUGUUGUUUCCUGAAACAUUGGUUAUCUAUGCCCUGAAGUGUGCCAACUAUGCACUAUGUUAAAAAAUGGGCCAUUUCAUGGUCUCUCUCUAUGGUAAAACUUAUGUUGUAGCACACAACAUGAAAUCAUCAGAGGUCUUAUUGCGGAGUCCAAAUCCCACAUCCUCACCCACACUUUAGCCACCUGCCUUGUUGUCAAAUCCUAGCAUUGUAUCUCCCCUCUUAAGACAAUUUCAGCCAGUGCAGCUCCCUCAGCAUCAGCUGGGAUAGGCUCAAUAACCAUUAUUGAAAGUGGGCUCUGACUGUGCAGAGUGGAGCACUAGUCUGCUCUGAAGAAACACCAUCUGACUCCUGGUGAUAGGCAUCCAAAUGGAUGACGAUUUAGACUGGUCACCGCCUUCAGAGGCGGAAAUGAAGGUUAUCCAAGCCAAACGGGAGAGAGCGGACAAAAUUUCCAGUCUUAUGGGCUCCUACCUGCUCAAAGGGUACAAAAUGUUGAACGAGACAUGCCCAAAGUGCACGACCAUCUACCUCCGUGACAAGCAAGACGAGCUUUACUGCGUGGCCUGCGUGGAGGUGGACGCUGACACUGAGAAAGACAACCCAGCCUCCAGCGCCGAGGCGGCCCGCCGGCAGGUGGCUGAGUCGCAGUUCUCGUCGCCUAGACCUGCGCGAGCUGGGGCGGCGGCGGCCAGCCCGGCGUCCGGCGGCGGCGCGGCCGAGGCGGCACCCCUGCGCCGGCCGGUGGGCGACGGAGACCCGCGGCCGGCCGCCGGCGAAGACCCGCGGCCGGCCGGCGCCGCCGCUCUGCAGCAACCGGGCACCGAGGAUGAUGCCGUCCGUGCGGCGGCGGCCGCCGUGCGCAGCCGACUAACUUGGGCGGCCAGCCAGCUGGACUCGUGCGCCUCGGUCGAGGCCUCCGCCCAGCUGGUGGGGCUAAUUCGCGCCUGCGCCGAGGCCCUGCACGCCCUCCGGUAGGCGGCGCCACCGGCGAGGGCCCGUCGCCCAUCUGCCGUGACCUUACCACGAGUCCUCGGAGGACGGUGGCUGUCUGAGCGGGCUGACCGCCGUGAAGAUGCUCGGAGGUAGACCGCUUGUGCAAUGGGCUCCGCCGCGACCUGCAGUAUGCGACGGUCUCCGUUGGUGCCCCGGUCGUUGAACUGACUCGAAUUCGUCCGAUUGGGCCAACUGUGAUAUGACGGUCGUCUGUGCGUGACGGCUCACAAUACAAAGUGUGUCAGGAGUGUCAACGAUCGUGCGCUGUUUUCUCACGCUGGAAUAAAAGCCUCACAUGCG